AUGGACAGCCGUACAUGGCGUGGUCGGGAGGGGGCCCAAAGACUAGGGCGCAAGCUGGAUAUUGCCCACACAACACUCAUUUACCGUGUGAAAACUGACUACUUGUUCCAGCAAGUGCUGGUCCGCUACGCCAAGCGUAUCGCGAACACUUACCCGGAGCCUCAUAAACGAGCAUACGUUGAAGCUGCAGAGAGUUUACGCGUGGCAUACUGGGACUGGGCAGCGGACUCCCAGGUCCCGCCCGUGACGGCGUUGCCGACAGUUGUCAUCAACAAGCUCGUGGGCGGCGCCAUGCAGCCAGUCGCGGCGCGCAAUCCAUUUUACCGUUUCACUUAUCCGAAGUCGGCUCUCGAUGGUAGCUUCGGCAGCUUUGAUGGAAAGAAUUACACGAAGAGGUGUGUUGGAGAAGGUGAAAGCUAUCCCGAUACGGCGAACGCGAGGCUCACGGGGUACAGCUUGAAGGAAAAGGUAGCGCCAACUUUGAAGGACCUCAUGGAGAAGUUCAUGUCGGGGCCGCAUGCGGCCAAGAUCUCCUCCAUCUAUCAACCUCGGCAUUUGAGCCACUAUUGUGAGUCCUUCCUCAGUAUUGUGACGCCAACUCUGAUUCGUGUCCAAAGCUGGCUUCAUCACGCCAAUGUAGAUCGCCUCAUCGCCUUCUGGCAAGCCCUCCAUUUCGAAAAUGCCACAAUGCAUUUCUCCUAUGCCUCAUCCGAAAUGUUCGCCACGCCAUCCGGGACCACCGUCACCCCGCAGUACCCCUUGUGGCCCUUUACUGGGACGGGCGGUGGUCCGCUUACCAGCGAAUCGGUUACUCACGUCCGUGACUGGGGGUACACGUAUGCGCCGAUGAGGUUCUGGGACCAAACACCAGGAGACAUCAAGAUGGCGAUCAGCAGGACGGUGAACAGCCUGUACGGUCCUCAGGAGAAUCAAUCCUCUUUCAUGAGGAUCAGGUGGCGCAAAAUGGCUCCGAGAAGGCAGUACGUCGCCAAGGUCGAAGUCGAGAGAAGUGAGCUGGAGCUACCUUGUCAAGUGCAGCUUUUCUUGAAAGGCGCGAUGGCGGGCACUUUCACGUUACUGGAUAUGCCUAGACAGGGAAAGAGUUAUGAUGAGAUUCCUCUAAACCGAGGUGUCGAUGCUGCUGGCCUGCGUGAUCGUUCGGUAAGCGAGGUUCUUGGAGGCAUUGAAGACGAGCUAGAAGUGGUCAUUAGCAAGCUGGAUGGCACAACAACGCCGCUAGACCACGUCCCAAGCUUGAAGAUUGAAGUUGAAGACCAAGAGAUCGUUCCAUCGGACUCUGCGGACCAACUUCCGACGCUGGGUACCAGGCGGAGUAGACCCGCAAUGCUACGACCUCUGUCACUUGACUGGUAUUAG
Molecule: messenger RNA, 1377 nt
Organism: Colletotrichum fioriniae
Lineage: Eukaryota; Fungi; Ascomycota; Sordariomycetes; Glomerellales; Glomerellaceae
Source: RefSeq, a predicted model, not a curated record